AUGGCUCAGUCAGUAACCAUGGAUGAGGGGAUAAUAGCUAAAGCUAUCAGAAGCUACGAUAACAUCUUUGAGAAUGCAGAUCCACGUGUUGAGAACUAUUUCAUGAUGGACUCGCCGAUACCAAGUCUUCUGAUCUGUCUGGCUUACUUCAUCUUUGUGUGGAUCUCGCCUGCCAUCAUGAAGGACCGGAAACCUCUAGAGAUGAGAAACCUCAUGGUGGUUUAUAACCUGGCCAUGGUAGUGUUGUCUACAUAUAUAUUCUAUGAGUUUCUAAUGGCAGGAUGGCUGAGAGGUUACAGUUUGGGCUGCCAGCCAGUGGAUUACUCAGAUUCUCCACAAGCACUUAGAAUGGUGCGAGUCUGUUGGCUGUUUUACAUCUCAAAGUUUAUUGAGCUGCUAGACACUAUUUUCUUUAUUCUGAGAAAGAAGUUCAACCAAGUCUCAUUUCUUCACGUGUUUCAUCAUGGAAUCAUGCCCAUCUCCUGGUGGUUUGGGGUCAAGCUUGUACCAGGUGGAUUUGGCACGUUCCACUCACUGCUGAAUUCCUUCAUACAUCUAGUCAUGUACACCUAUUAUGGCUUGUCGGCCAUGGGACCAGCCUUUCAGAAGUAUUUGUGGUGGAAGAAGUAUAUGACCUCGAUGCAGAUCACACAGUUUGUUUUGGUGAUGAUCCACUCUUCACAGCUGCUCUUCAUGGAUUGCAACUAUCCAAAGUUCUUUGUGUACUGGAUCGGGCUGUAUGCCCUCAUCUUCCUGGUCAUGUUCGCCAACUUCUACAUCAAGGCUUACCUGAAACCCAAGAUGGCCCAAGCCAGUGGGCAGACGCCAAAGAAUGGAUCUAUAGGAAACAAGCCGAAAGCUAGCUAG
Messenger RNA from Candidula unifasciata, 867 nucleotides. The record is from the annotation of a GenBank genome assembly. Lineage: Eukaryota; Metazoa; Mollusca; Gastropoda; Stylommatophora; Geomitridae.